Loxodonta africana (African savanna elephant) is the source of this 966-nucleotide messenger RNA. Its product is annotated as olfactory receptor 52N4-like. Bases 1 to 966 code for a protein of 321 amino acids. The transcript has a single exon. Lineage: Eukaryota; Metazoa; Chordata; Mammalia; Proboscidea; Elephantidae. Gene Ontology annotation, cellular component: plasma membrane. Gene Ontology annotation, biological process: G protein-coupled receptor signaling pathway. Gene Ontology annotation, molecular function: olfactory receptor activity; G protein-coupled receptor activity. The record is from RefSeq and is a predicted model, not a curated record.
AUGCUAAAGCUGAAUCAAACAGACUUGUGCCCAGCCUUAUUCAUUCUGAAUGGAGUCCCAGGACUAGAAGACAUGCAUAUCUGGAUUUCCUUCCCAUUCUGCUCUAUGUACAUUGUGGCUGUGGUAGGCAAUUGUGGACUCCUCUAUUUCAUUCGCUAUGAAGACUCUCUGCACAGGCCUAUGUACUACUUUUUGGCAAUGCUUUCUCUAACUGACCUUGUCAUGUGCUCCAGUACAAUUCCUAAGGCUCUCAGCAUUUUCUGGUUCCAUCUCAAGGAAAUCAGCUUUGAUGAAUGCCUAGUCCAGAUGUUCUUCAUCCACACCUUCACAGGGAUGGAAUCUGGGGUGCUCAUGCUUAUGGCCCUGGACCGCUAUGUGGCCAUCUGCUACCCUCUGCACUACUCAGCAAUCCUCACCAAUCCUGUCAUUGCAAAAGUUGGGCUUACCACAUUUCUGAGAGCUGUGAUUCUCAUCAUUCCCUUCACUUUUCUCACCAAGAAUCUACCCUAUUGCAAAGGCAAUAUCAUUCUCCAUACCUACUGUGACCACAUGUCUGUGGCCAAAUUAUCCUGUGGAAAUGUCAAGGUCAAUGCCAUCUAUGGCCUGACAGUGGCCCUCCUGAUUGGGGGUUUUGACAUCUUGUGCAUCACAAUCUCCUAUACCAUGAUCCUUCGGGCAGUGGUCAAGCUCUCAUCGGCAGAUGCUCGGCAGAAGGCCUUUAGCACCUGCACUGCCCACAUCUCUGCCAUUAUUUUCUCCUACAGUCCAGCUUUCUUCUCUUUCUUUUCCCAUCGUUUUGGGGGCCACAUGAUCCCUCCAUCUUGCCACAUCAUUGUGGCCAAUAUUUAUCUGCUCCUGCCUCCUACUAUGAACCCUGUUGUCUAUGGGGUGAAAACCAAGCAGAUAAGAGACUGUGUCCUAAGAAUACUUUCAGGUUCUAAGGACACAAAACCCCAGAGCAUAUGA